AUGAGUAUGCUGACAGUGGAGGAGUGUGAACUCCUGAGUGAUUCAAAGUAUCGCUCGUAUAUUUCUCAGGUAGAUAAAGCCCUGAAAAGUUUUGAGACAACCAGCGAAUGGGCUGAUCUUAUUUCUGCCCUUGGCAAACUAAAUAAGGUGCUGCUGUCUAACAUGCGAUAUGCAGUAAUUCCAAAACGGGUUACAAUAGGGAAACGCCUGGCGCAAUGUCUCCAUCCUAAUCUUCCAAGUGGUGUGCAUCUUAAGGCUCUGGAAACCUAUGAUAUCAUCUUCAAGAGCAUUGGUCCUUGCCGUCUCUCUCAGGACUUGUUUAUUUACACUGCUGGUCUUUUUCCGUUGAUGGGUCAUGCUGCUAUGAAUGUGAAACCUGUUCUUCUUGACCUUUACGAACGACAUUUUGUGCUGUUAGGGAAGCAUAUCAAGCCAGGCCUUAAUGGACUUCUCUUAGGUUUGUUGCCAGGGCUUGAAGAAGGAUCAGAGUUUUCUGGCAGAACAAAUGCCUUGUUAGAAGAAUUCAGUGAAGUGGCUGAACGUAGUUACUUUUACACAUGUGUCUGGGAGUGUAUCUAUUCUUUCCCUGCCAUCCGUCUUCAGGCCAUCACCUUUCUGCUUGCGCAUUACAAUAAAAGGCAGACAAUGGAAGAUCAACUGUACAUGAUGGGUCAUAACAUUGACCUCAUGGUGCAGUCUGCAUGUGCAGCAGUGCAGGACAGCAGUGUGCUUGUUCAGCGAAGCAUGCUUGAUUUUCUACUGGCUGCAUUCCCGAUGCACAAUGGCCAACUGACCAAGCGUGACAUGUUGAAAAUUGUAAAGGCAGCAAUUACUGUGAUAUUGCGCAGGGACAUGUCUCUUAACCGUCGCCUGUAUGCGUGGAUGUUAGGAACAGAUUGUAAUGGCCUACCUCUCAUUGGUGCAGUUGAGGCCCAACAAAGGCAUUCCAGUUCCCUAAGUAACAGCACAGAUAGUUCCAUGUCUGUUGAGUUGGACCAAUCUUACUUCCACAGUUUCUCCAAAGACCUCUUGGUUGCUGCUCUGAAAUCAAGACUGUAUGAAAGCUCUUGCAUUCCAGAUUACAGUGGGGAUGAACCAACGGGAAAGGCCUCUAUCCUUCAGCCAUUUCGCAUUCUCAUAAGCCUGCUCGACAAGCCAGAAAUAGGACCUGUCAUCUUGGAGAAUGUCCUCUGGGCAAUAUUCCGCAGUCUCUACAGGGAGUGCAAACUGGCUGAAAGCUUCCCCAGUUACACAGCAAAUUAUCAUUAUCCUAAAAGGGACUCUUCUCACAAAAGGCGGGAAUCCAUGUGUCAGCGGGAUGAGAAGAUUGUGAACGAAUUAUUAAAGACGGCAAAUUUAUUGUUCAAUGCAUUUGAGCCAUUUUUCAUCUGGGAUUUCAUUGGGCGAAUGUUUGAAACAGCUUGUCAAAAGCAGGACAAACGGGUGAUCAUUGACAGACAGUCAUCUCUUGAAAGCACCACAGACAUACCAGACUUUGUGGAAUUAUGUGAAUUGAGUAACUUUCUGUUGGAUAUUAUCUCUUUAGAAACCUACUUAGAAACACAGACAGAAUUUUUGCCAAAAUUGUUACGAAGAAUGAUAACCUCGUUGAUUGGUUUCAGUGAUAAACUCAGGAACAAUGAGAUUGUGUGCAGCUUGAAAUUGUGUGGCAAAAUCCUCACUCGUGCUCAGCCGUCCAUGACUGUGAUUGGUGUUGAUGAGCAGGGUAAGACUUCAGACAGCUCCAUUGCUGGCGACAUCAACAACAAAGAAGCUCCAGCAGAGGAUGAGAACCUCUCCGAUAGCUCUGGUAACAUGGACAAUACCACUAGUAGUGACAGUGGUAGUGAAUCCGACCCAAGUGCCUUAAACGAUUUUGAGACUCACUCUAGUCCACAACUCUUCCGAGGAGCAAGAGAUGCUGCCAGUCGUAACCAGAUCAUGGACAUGUCCAAACGCACACCAGCUGACACUCUUGAUCAUGUAGCUAACCUUAGAGCAUCAUUUUACAACAGAAUCAAGAAUUCUCCAAUCAAGUCUUCUGACAAAAUGGUGGGAGCUCCUUUGACUCUCAUGCAGGCUUGUGUCCAGUGCUUCCAGAACUUUUUUCACAUAUUUGUAUCGCACAAGGUAUUCAAUGAAGACAAUGGCAUUCGAACGUUCCUCGACUCAAUCACUGUGCCAUUGGACCUGAUACGGUGUUCAGACAAGGAUUCUGUGAUUGGGAGUUCCUCCUCUCUAUACAGUCAAGAUGAAACCCUGCGUAAGCAGAGCAUAGAAAAUGGACCUCCUUUGCGGAUUGCUAUUCAUCAACUGAGUUCAGAUUUUUGUGAAGCAUUCAUGUGGGCCUGCCGACUGCUUGUCGAGUUUGCCAGUUUCCCAGUAUACUGCACUGAUUAUCACAAAGUAUUAGAACAGUCUUUCCAGCAAGAGGAAGAUUCCGUGCUGCCACCAUGGCUACAGGAUCUGAUCAUAUGCAGUUGCUUUGUGGACAACUUUCAUAUCCAAGUGGCUGCUAUUUCUACCAUGUUGGAUUUGAUCAGCCUGACGCAGUCUGUGGAAUGUGAGUCCCGCAACAAGGACGAUGGUGACCGCAAGUCAUCCUCUGGCAAUGGUGGGGGCACAAUAUCAGUGGUUAUCCUGCCCGCACUCUUGCCCAGACACCUGAAGUACCUCAACAACAACACCCUUUUCUAUCAGAUGGUAGCACGGAAUUUAUGGAAUCAGCUGAGUGAAACAACUCCAAGCAACCAUCAGAGAAGUGUGGAGUUGUUUCAGCAGUUGCAUCAGGUGACUCCGAACAGCUGGGUGUGUGAGGAUGUUAUUGGUAGUGCUUUGAUUGGUGAUGGCCAGAGUAAACGUAUUGAAGCCUUCCGAAAAUUCACAACCCUUUGGCAUUUAACGAGAGACAAGAAAACUUCACGCGCUCCUGGCAUGCCUCUGAGGACUUUUGAUCGUUCUAUGUUUGCUGUAUUGGAUAGUCUUCGAGAAGAGACCAGUUCAGCGAAAACCUUGGCCAGCACCUGGCUUAUGCACACAAUUCAAAGAGGAGGAAUCUACAGAAUCCUAGAGCCAAUCCUGCUUAUACUUUUACACCCAGAUACUGCAAGGAUAUCUAUUCAGCAUGUAAAUAUUCACCAACCGAAAAAAGUGAAGUUAUCCGAUGUAGAUGAGGACAAAUCGGAUACAAAGAUUUAUGCCAUCAGCAGUGAAGGGGGUAAUAUCAUCUACCAUGUUAGCUCACAGGCCAAAAAUAUUUCCAAGAAGAAUGUGGAGGAGCUUAAAUCUUUUGCCCUGACUGUUAUGAAUGAGAAAGGCUCUGGGGUGAUGACAGCACCAACCAGAGCUCAGAUUGACAUGCCCUUUGAAAGAGUUAAUCCAGAGAAUCUAAAUCUCCGGAUUAACCCAUUUGGUGGGUCAGCAAAUUCGUUGGAUCGUUUGAUAUUUGAUGGAUUUGAGCUGCCACCCUCUGCUCAGAAUUUUGACCUGGGUAACAUUCGCCGACUGGACAAGGAGACGUGUGCAAAGGAGGGAAUUUACUUUGACGAGAAUGAGACUUCGGAAAGCACGGUGACAAUAGAUGACCAAAGCAGCGAGUCCAGCGAAGCCAUUGUUAAGGAGAUCCUCGAUGAGAUCAUCGAUAUGGUCACGAGGGAGCCACUGCUCUCGAGCAAGGAGAUUGAAAUCACGGAAGAUUUCUGUCUCCCUGAUGGAAAACCUGAUACCAAUUCCAAAGGCAGUAGUAUCCUCGGUGAUGAGGACCUUUUGAACGCUAUAGAUAAAAGUGGUUUGGAAAUAGACUCUCCAAUGGGCAGUGAGAUGGAUUUGUCAAAACCUUCCGUUGGUCAUGCUGGCAAAGAUAGCAGUGCUACUAACAGUAGUCAGGUCAGUCAGAACAUUGAACAAGAGGAUGAGACGACUGGCAUCCAUACAUUGCAUAUGCAUGUACUUCUUUAUGUACAGAAAUAUGACUGCCAACAGACAUUGUAUGCCUUGUCGACGUUGAAGUCCAUGCUCAUUACUUGCCCUCGUCUUAUGGUCACUGCCAUGGCAACGACCAGUAUCAGUACGAAUCGGUCACUACAAUUACCCAAAUUACAAAUGCUUCUUGCUCGUCACCGUAAGUCAGUGUUUGGAAAGAAUUUCUUUGGAGAGCUACCAUCGGAUGUUAUGUCCAACUACCGAACAAACAUGUAUCUGGAGAUUGUGAUCUCUCUCUGUCUGUAUUUCAUCCGCUCUUACUAUCCGAACCUAAUGAUGAGCAAGCUGUCUCUGGACGAGCUGCACGGCAACAAAGAGGUGCACAUACUGAGUGCGGAGAUCCUCAAGCACCUUGUGUCCGAGUUGAUCAAUAUCAUGAAGGAGAGUGGCAAGAGCUUUGUCUCCUACAUCAGCGACCUGCUGACCAAAUGCAAACUGCAAAAGGCUAUCCUGCACUCAGUUCUUGCCAGUGUCUACAAUGCUCGGCAAACCCCGAGCAACGUGCUGCAGCCCGUCAACUUCACCGAGACAAUCGUAUCGUUCAACGAGGACAGUCUGGAGGCAAGCGCCAACGAAACAUUUCAGAUUGAACUGUUGAAUCUGUUGCUGGUUAUGGUGAUGCUGGAGGGCCAGAUUCAGCGCAUCAAAGGUGCUACUAGCACAUCGACCACCGCAGUGGGUGGAGAUGGAACCAGUGCAGACAAUGUGCCCUCCUCGUCUGUAGAUGGCGAUCGAUCUAAAUCUAACAUCCACUCAUCUCUGCUGCGUGUGCGUUACAACUCUGGACUGCCAAUUGUUCAGCAGACUAUGUUCUUAUCUGCUGUGCUGAGUGCCUUAAAGCAAGUGCACAGAGCUCACAUGCACCGGCACUGGAUUUCCAUGAUUACUGCUGCCCUGCCCCAUAUGGGCAAGGCAUUGGCGUCUGUGGUCAUGGUGGUAGUUUCUCAGCUCUGUCGUAAUUUGGAAUCUGUCUCUCUUUUGUACACAGCCUCAAAGGAAGAAAGAAAUGGCCAGCUAAAAAGUCUUCCUCCUGACCACAUGUUGACCAUGCUGGAAGGCCUUACAACAAUUUGCCAUUAUUGUCUACUGGACAACACAUCGCCGGUAUCUAUUAAUCAACAUAAUACAGCUACACUGGGAACACCAUCGGCUUCGGAUUCUUACAGUGCAGGACAGAUCAUCACCAACCUCAUCCAUGUGUUCAAUCCAGUCAGUACUAGUCGGGAGACCAGCCCUCAGAGAGAUGCUGCGUCAUUGGCUCCACUUUUGGAAGCUCGCAGAGUCUUGCUCAGUAUUCUUCCUCGUAUCAUUGCUUGUAUGCUGACACUGUGGAAAGCAAUUGCCAAGUCUGAAGAAGAGACUGUCGGCAUCCAUCACAACUGGAUUAUUGGUGCCCCCAAGGUUGUACGUUCAUAUAUCUUGGAGUUUCUGAGUCCCAUUGCAGUUCCUCAUGGAGUCAAUCUUUUAGGGUCAGUGGCUGUAGCUUGGAAUGAUCGAAGAAAGAAAAUUCCUGGUUACCACAAAAAGGUGAUUCCAACUCCAUGUGAAGAUCAGCUGCUGCUUGUACAGUUAGUUGAUGCAAUUAGAGUAUUGCCCACAGACACCCUUGUGCAGACAGUGAAACAAGUCCUCAAGCAACCACCUCCUAAUGAUCUUGGUCGGGGCAAGAAGUCUGUUCCUCUUGAAGUGAAUAUGUUGCAGUUUUUCUAUGCAUAUGUACAGCAGACAUCUAUGCAACAAUUGCUGGAUUCAAAGCAAUCUUUGUUGGCUUUGCUAAAAGAAGGACUUACACUGAAUUUCACACCACCAGGAUUAUUUCUGCUCCUUGAAAUUUUGAAUGAAUUUGUUCAGAGGACACCAAGUAUGGAAGACAGGAAAAGCCAAAAAGAUAUCCAGGAUAUUGCUCAGAAGCUACUAGAAGCUGUCAGUACAGUAGCUGGUCUGUGUCUGGAACAAACCACAUGGCUACGAAGAAAUUUGGCUGUAAAACCAGGACCCCAAACUGAUAUUACUGAAACAGAGGAAGGGGAAAUUACUGAGGAUAGUGAUGUUGAACAUAUGUCUUUGGCUGAAAGGAAGGUACUGGAGCCUCAACUGCACACAAAUGCCGAUGUAAAAUAUUGUGUCCAAGCUCUGACUAUGUUAGCCGAGUUGACUGCACCAUUGUUGGAUGUUGUAUAUGGCAGUGAUGAAAAAGAAAGGAUUGCUUCAUUUCUGACAUCCAUCAUGUACAAUGUAUUUCCAUACUUGAGAAACCACAGUGCCCACAAUCUACCAAGUUUCCGAGCGGCUUCUCAAAUCCUCUCCAGUAUCAGUGGUUAUCAGUACACUCGAAAAGCUUGGCGUAAGGAGGCCUUUGAUCUGUUGCUAGAUCCAAGCUUCUUUCAAAUGGAUAUAAAAUGUUUGACACAUUGGAUCACUGUCAUUGAUAACCUCAUGACUCAUGACAAAACAACUUUUAAAGACCUCAUGUCCAGAGUUUCUAUCACACAGUCUGGCUCUUUAAAUUUAUUCAGCAGUAAAGAGCAAGAAUUUGAAUUAAGAGCUCAGAUGCUGAAACGAUUGUCUUUCACCAUUUUCUGUAGUGAACCAGACCAGUACCAGAGAAAUAUGCCUGACAUUCAGGAACGCCUGGCUGAAAGUUUACGUACACCCCAAGUGCCAUCAGUGAUGUCCCAAGUAUUCCUUUGUUUCCGUGUUCUUAUCUUACGGAUUUUUAUUUUUUUUAAUGUUUUCUGCUUUUGCCGUGUUUUGAUUUAUUUUGUUUUACUCUUCUUUUCUCUUUUUGUUAUUUUUCUCUCUUUUUUUGUUAUUUUUCUCUCUUUUUUUGUUAUUUUUCUCUCUUUUUUUGUUAUUUUUCUCUCUUUUUUGGUUAUUUUUCUCUCUUUUUUUGUUAUUUUUCUCUCUUUUUUUUUUUUUUUUUGGCUCUCUUUUUUUAUUUUUCUCUUUUUUUGGUUAUUUUCUCUUUUUUGUUUGGUUUUUCUCUCUUUGGUUUUUGUCUCUUGUUUUUUGUCUCUCUUUUUUUUUUUUUUUGGCUGUCUCUCUUUUGUUGUUUGUCUCUUUCCUUUCUAUUUGUUUUUUGAUGUUUGUUUUUUCUCUUUCUUUUUUCUUUUUUUUUUCCUUUUUAGUUUUAUCCUCCCUCCUUUUUUAGUUCUUUCUUUUUGUUCUUUUUUUUGUCGUUUGUUUUUCUUUCUUUUAGUUUUUUUCUUUUUUGUUUUUUCUUUUUGUUUUUUCUCGUUCUUUUUGUUUUUUCUCUUUUCUGCUUUUUGUUUUUAUCCUCCCUUCUUUCUUUUAUUCUUUCUUUUAGUUCUUUCUUUUUGUUCUUUCUUUUUGUUCUUUCUUUUAGUUCUUUCUUUUAGUUCUUUCUUUUUGUUCUUUCUUUUUGUUCUUUGUCUCUCUUGUUUUUUUUCUCUAUUUUUUGUAUUAUUGCGAGGGAGCAAAUUCAAUGAUCUUGUUUUUUCUUCUAUUUUUUCCUCUUUCUCCUUCUUCUCUCUCUCUCUCUCCCUAUUUUUUCUUUCUCUCUCUUCUCAACCUCUCUCUCUUCUCUUUUCCAGUCUCCUUUUCUUUUUCAUCAUAAUUCUUUCCUUCAGUUCUUUUUUCUCUUUUUCUUUUCUUUUUCUCUUUUUCUUUUCUUUUUCUCUUUUUCUUUUCUUUUUCUCUUUUUUUUUUCUUUUUCUUUUUCUUUUCUUUUUUUUUUUUUUCUUUUUUUUUUUCUUUUUCUUUUCUUUUUCUUUUCUUUUUUUCUUUUCUUUUCUUUUUUUUUUUUUUUUUUCUUUUCUCUUUUCUCUUUUCUUUCUCUUUUCUUUUCUUUUUUCUUUUUCUUUUCUCUUCUUACUUUUUCUUUUUUCUUUUUUUUUUUCUUUCUUUUUCCUUCUUUUCUUUUUUUUUUUUUCUUUUCUUUUCUUUUUUUCUUUUUUUUUUUUUUUUUUUUUUUUUUUUUUUUUCUUUUUUUUUUUUCUCCUGAGCUGCUGCAAAGGUUCCAGUUUGCCAUGUUUAAUUACAUUUGGUAAAGAAUUAUUCCUUUCUAUUGUGAAUUGUAUGCUUUCUCUCUUUCCAUGCAGUGUAUACAUCAAGACUCGUUCCAGAACCCAGCUGCAGAGAAUAGCUGCCCUUGAUUCCAGUUGGGCUCAUCUUGCCAAUGGACUGAACGCCCACAACAAUCCAAUUUGGUUACAGCUCUAUCUCAGUGUCUGCAAACUGCUUGACAUGGCCUUGGUUUUGCCUGCUGACGUCAUACCACAGUUUCAAUUAUACAAAUGGGCUUUUACUGGUGGGCCGAGUAUUGAUGAAGAUAAUGAUCUUGAAGGAGUUUUCUUUUGUAUUGAAGCUUAA
Messenger RNA from Acanthosepion pharaonis, 8313 nucleotides. The record is from the annotation of a GenBank genome assembly. Lineage: Eukaryota; Metazoa; Mollusca; Cephalopoda; Sepiida; Sepiidae.